Molecule: messenger RNA, 525 nt
Organism: Cryptomeria japonica (Japanese cedar)
Lineage: Eukaryota; Viridiplantae; Streptophyta; Pinopsida; Cupressales; Cupressaceae
Exons: 1
Coding region: 1-525 (174 amino acids)
Source: RefSeq, a predicted model, not a curated record
AUGGUGUACGGUCUGAAAGUUGAGGACAAACUUGAAGGAGCCUCAAAUUUCACUUCUUGGGAUUUCAGAAUCCUUGUCACCCUCAAAGAAAAUGAUCUUGUGGAGUUUGUGCAAGGAGAGGAUCAACCUGUGCCUGAAGACAAAGAUGAAUUACUUCAGUUCAAGAAGAAUGUUGUCAAAGCCAAGAAGAUUCUGAUUGACACUGUGAAAGAUCAUCUUGUUCCUAUCAUCUCCAAGAUGUCUUCAGCCCAGGAUAUGUUCAAGGCUUUGGAAGGCAUGUAUGAGAUCAACAACACAAGUAGAGAUCUUGCAUUGAGGCAGCAACUUCAUCAAGUCAAGAUGGCAAAGGGAGAAUCAGUCAUCACCUACUUCAUGAAGAUUUCAGAAUUAAGAGAUCAUCUCAGCUCCAUUGGAGAUGAAGUUGUGGACAAGGAUCUUGUCAUGCUUGCAUUUAAAUGGUCUUCCUCACUCUUGGGAGCCAUUUAUUCAAGGCAUAAGUGGGAGAUCCAAAUUUCCCAAGUUUGA